Pezoporus occidentalis (night parrot) is the source of this 4375-nucleotide messenger RNA. RefSeq names its product vitamin K epoxide reductase complex subunit 1 like 1 (gene VKORC1L1). The coding region runs from base 1 to 513 and encodes 170 amino acids. The transcript has 3 exons. Gene Ontology annotation, biological process: peptidyl-glutamic acid carboxylation; vitamin K metabolic process. Gene Ontology annotation, molecular function: vitamin-K-epoxide reductase (warfarin-sensitive) activity. Lineage: Eukaryota; Metazoa; Chordata; Aves; Psittaciformes; Psittacidae. The record is from RefSeq and is a predicted model, not a curated record.
AUGCGAGUGUCGGUGCCGCGCUGGGAGCGGGUGGCCCGCUCCGCCGUGUGCGCGGCCGGCAUCCUGCUCUCCCUGUACGCCUGCCACCUGGAGCGGGAGAAGGGCCACGACAUCCACUACCAGGCGCUGUGCGACUUCAGCGAGCGGGUCCGCUGCUCCGCCGCCAUCACCUCCAGAUGGGGUCGAGGAUUCGGUCUGUUGGGUUCCAUCUUUGGAAAGGACAGUGCAAUAAAUCAGUCAAACAGUGUUUUUGGACUCGUGUUUUAUAUACUACAAAUGCUGCUUGGUAUGACAGCAAGUGCAGUAGCAGCUCUAAUCCUCAUGACAUCCUCCAUAGUGUCUGUAGUAGGGUCAUUGUACUUGGCAUACAUUCUGUACUUCGUGCUGAAGGAAUUUUGCAUUGUCUGCGUCAUCACAUAUUUGCUGAACUUCAUUCUCUUUAUCAUCAACUACAAACGACUAGUUUAUUUGAACGAGGCCUGGAAACGGCAACUCCAACCCAAACAGGACUAAGGCCUGUUUGAACUCUUGACUGACAGUCUGAAGACCCAACUUCCAUUAAGUUUAUUUUGCAGUAAUUUUUUAUUCUCCAUAUCAGACACUUUCCCAGAGAAUCAUAACAGAAUUUUUAAUUAUCAAUUUGAAGGGGCCCUAGAUAAUUGCUUUUUCCUUUGUGCUAAUCUUCAAUGUGGUUAUGAAAGAAAGCUCUAAUACAAUCAAAGACAAGCUUUAACUUUACUUUGAAGGAGUUUUAGCCACAGCAAAACCUAGACUCUGUUCCCCCCUCCACUUGUGAAGUGGGUAACACUUGCUAUAAAAUAUCCUGUAUAUAAAUUCAGGUAUAACAAGAUGUGAUCAUGACAUUAAAUAUUCUAGACUAGGAUUUACCAUAUUUAAUGUUGCCAUGUUUACAGUAUGUGUAUUACUUUUCUUUUUUUUAGCUGAUGGACUUAGAUUUGACUAGGACUUAUGCUGUAAAUAAAACUAGAGAUUCUGGUUUCAUCCCUGGAGAACUCACUGUACAAUCAGUUUUGCUAGCCUAGGAGCUGUCAGUGUUCAGCUAAUACUCGACUGACGUGAUGGAAGAAGUGACCUGUGUAGAACACUGAGUUGCUGCACUCGCUGCUAGUGCUGUCGUGAGAAUGAUGGUUGGGUUUUGUUUCAUUCCUUUUUGUCCGUGUCUUCAGUAACAAGAAGUGGAAUUAAAGCUGAAACCUGAAGUACGUUUGUUAAACCACAACGUCAUUAAUUUCUGUACAGAAUGAAAUAGCUUAAUGUGGUCAAUAGAAAGCUGCCACUGGGAUAUUACAUGGAGAUUGGGGGUUGGUGUACCAGAGUUCUUUGGAAGGACUUAAUUUCCAUGCAGAGCUGUUUCAUUUUUAACCUGUGGUCAGCCAGCCAGUGUUACUAAUGCUUGAUGUUAUAUGAAUGCUGCAGUAUAGAAUUGCAAUUUGCAGUGGAAACCACUGACUGAAUAGGAUAACCAAGAAGCAGUUCCUUAAUUGAUCUUCGUCGGGAUCUUUGGUUUGUGCUAUAUUAGGAAAUGAACUUUAGGCCUGACAUACAUAAGAUCCCUUGGAAGGGCACGCUGUUUAGUGAGAUAAGUAAGUAAAUGUGCUCCUGAAAAUGAAAUGUGAUCCAGUGCUAUCAUUGCUCUUUCUAAUAACUAACUGGGAAUAAAACAAAAUUAAACUGCAGAUUUAAACAGAGGAACAAAAUCGUAAAUGUUGUUUCUGCACUCAGUAUUCUAAGGCUGAAUGUUAAAAGUGCCUUCUGUCUUAAAAUCCUAAACCAAAUACUUUGUGUUGAACUUGGCAGGCAGAAGUGUCCUUGCUUUAAAAAUGAACAAACCAACCAAUUCCCAGGCAAACUUGCUGGGGAUAGAAGAGUAUUAAGAGAUCUGUUUUAGUUUUUAGACUGAGAAGUGGUAGCAAUAUUGUUUCAGUUAAAUCAAUGUGAUUGAAGGUUGAUGAUGCAAUUUGGGAAAGUAAAGUACUUGUGUUUCAGACUCUGUGACACCAAAAUGUAUCAGUUCAGCUACUUUCUGUAAUUGGUGCUGUGCUGCUUUUUGCCCUUGUCAGCUUCUAAAUAUGAAGAACUCCAACUGCGUACCCAUUUAUUUAAAGAAUGAGCUUAACUAAUUUUAGGAUGUUUUUGCUUAAACAUGAAUGUCAGAGAGACACUUAUGUUGUCUGGCUAGGUGGAUUCUAAACACUAAGUUGUUGAGGAUAAACUUGACUGUGAAACAUGCAGUGUUCCAUAGAGAGAAAAGUAGACUUUUUAGAUUGAAUUCACAAAAUACUAUUUAAAUUACUAAAGUAAUUUUCUGGUUUGUAUCAAGGAUGUAGGUGGAAACUGCUUUUAUGUAUAGAGUUCUGUGGUAUGAGUAACAUCUGUUGCAUGUAACACUAAACUACUUGUCCCUCUUGUCUAACAGUUUUAGACAAUUCAUUAAAUGCGUUUUGUAUUGACCAGAGUAUAGUUAAAGCUUGUCUUGAUGUUUAGUUCUGUCUCUCAAAUGCCUUGAACUUUGAUAUGAGGGGAGUGAAUGAUGUUAAACUGAUCAAACUGAUCCUUCAAGGCUUUACUUCGUUCUCUUACAAGCCUUGAGGCUCUAUCGCUGUUUAAUACAUUGUAUAGAUUUGUUUUGAUGCAGUCCUGUGAUCUACUCUAAGGCAUCUUUUUCAUCCGAGGAAGAGGUGAACACGUGCUGCCUGCAGUGCUUAGUCACAGCGCUGAUCCCUCAGAACAAGCAGCAGUGGAGACAAGUAUUACCAGUGAUCACUUGGUCCAAUUUCUGGGUGUAGUGCACACCAAAAACAAAGGAGAAAAGCCCCAUCAGCUGAAAGUAUAGGUGUUGACUAACUUCACUGUGUCUUGUGCUUGUCUGUGUGGGCAUAGUCUGUUGAUUCAGUUUGCUUAGUAAACUUGUUUAGGGCCAGAUUUUGUGCAGUCUUGUCUGCAGUCCUUGUGUGUGUGUGGCCAUAGGGAUCAAAUGGAAACCGAGUUUGGUCUCUGGAAGAAUUUGCAGCUACACUUUGUGCACAAACUUGCCAAUCUGAUCCUCAAUUGUGAACUCUUGUCUUGUGUUCCUCUCUUGCAGUUACUUUUUACUGGAAGUGAUUUGCUAGAAAUGGCCCUAACUCUUCUACUUCCCCCCUUGUGCUUCGGAAAUGCAGUUGGCCUGAAUAAAGGGCAAAAUAAUGUUAGUAGUAGAAAUCUGGACCUUUCUGCUUCCAGUUCUUUGACUCUUUCCUUGUUGCUCCCAACGAUAGGACCAGCAUAUUUCUUCCAGUAAAAUGGCUCAGGUUAUGAUUAGUUAAUGUGAUGGAAAUCAGAGGAGUGCUUCAUGCAACUCCCCCCCCCACCUGCCCCCAGCCAAAACUAAUUCUGUGGCAAAUAUUUAACAUGUAGUUGAUAUUAAUUUGACCCUUACAAAUCUGAAGGCAAAUUCUUGAGGACUCUUGGGGAUACUAUGGGGAAAAGCCAGUAACUUAAUACCUGGUCUGGCAGGACAGGGGGGCAUUACACAGAUUCUGGUUAUGUUUCAACACUCAAAGAGAAUGGGGGGGUUAAGGGGGGGGAGAGAAAUCAUAAUAUACAAACAGUGGUUCUGAAUUUGGGCUUCUCCUCACCCUCGUUGGCUCUUAGAAAUUCCAUGGUGGGGUGGAGGAUUGGCAAAGGCAAAAAACCCAAAAACUUCUUAGGAAUUAAACAUUCCUGAAAUCCUCUUACUGUAAGGUACUUGCUACUCUGAAGGCCAACGAAGCAUUCAAGUCUCGUUCUUGGAAGUUUCCUACUGUCAAGUGUUUGCAACUCUAAGGCCAAUGAAACAUUCCCUACCACCUUCGCUAUCUAAAGUGACAACAAAUCUCUUUCUUAGGUUUCUGCAUACCAUAGGAUGCGUUUGUCUCUGCUGUACAGAUCUCUCAAUGGUUCCAAAAGGUUGGUGAGGUGCUUCGGGCAGCACUUGAUGCUCCUAAUUUAUAUGGGCUAAAGUUAAAGAGAUCUACUAGCUUUGGUUCUGCCAACUUCGUUUAAAUGUGAUCUAGACAAAACUGGUCCAGAAAAGAUGAAGUAUUCUGCUACCAUAAAACUGUAUUAAGCAUGGCCUAAAUACUAGGUGUUUGUUCUGUAUAGUAUGUUCCAUCGACUAUUUAUUAAUAGUGCUUUAAACUCCAAAUUAAACAUCCCUUGAAAUGGAGUCAUUGGGCAGAUGUUCCUUUUAUCAAUAUAGGUUGAGAGAUCCUCUAUUGGAGGUUUAGGAUCCAAUUUUGCUAACAGGUAAACCAAUGUAAAUAUGUAUGAAUUCUAUUUGUUGCACAUAACUUUUUUUGGUAUAAAAAAAAGAAUAAAUGUAGAAAUUACCUGUGGA